Hibiscus syriacus is the source of this 636-nucleotide messenger RNA. RefSeq names its product putative ripening-related protein 1. NCBI's taxonomy places the organism in Eukaryota, Viridiplantae, Streptophyta, Magnoliopsida, Malvales, Malvaceae. The transcript has 4 exons. The coding region runs from base 1 to 636 and encodes 211 amino acids. The record is from RefSeq and is a predicted model, not a curated record.
AUGGUGAUGGAAGAAGCUUCAACUUCAAUACUCUCUACUCAAAUUUGUAAGAUCGUUUUAACAAUUUCCUCCAUUGAAAUCCAAGAUGAACAUGUUUCAAAUCUCACUGGUCAUCCUGUUCUCCUCCGUGGUUUUCAAAGCUUGAGAGAGGAGCACAAUCUUGCUUUCGGGGUCAUUUCUGUUGUUCGGAUGGUGCUGGUCGAAAUGGUGCAUGGGACUGGUAAUGUUGCAGCUUUUAUGCCUACUUGCACACAUCAUUGUCAAUCCUCGCUUGCUUCAUUGGCAGAACCAAUGGCAGGAUACAAGGAAAAAACGCAUGCAUACCCAGAGUUCGAGGAAGGCGGGGACGGUGGCGGACCGUCGGAAUGUGACGGUAAAUACCACUCUGAUGACGACACUAUUGUGGCGCUUUCGACCGGGUGGUUUAACCACCAAAAGAGGGGUAAGAAGUAUAUGAAAAUCCAUGGUAAUGGAAAGAGUGUGAGGGCUAAGGUUGUCGGUGAAUGUGACUCUACACGGGGAUGUGCUCCUUGUCCUUACAACAUCAUUGACGCCUCGAAAGCGAUAUGGAAGACUCUUGGUGUUCCUGAGAGCGAUUUGGGCGAAAUAGACGUCUACUGGUCCGACUCUGAUUGA